Gaeumannomyces tritici R3-111a-1 is the source of this 1310-nucleotide messenger RNA. RefSeq lists its product as hypothetical. Bases 196 to 1152 code for a protein of 318 amino acids. The transcript has a single exon. NCBI's taxonomy places the organism in Eukaryota, Fungi, Ascomycota, Sordariomycetes, Magnaporthales, Magnaporthaceae. The record is from RefSeq and is a predicted model, not a curated record.
CAAUGCCCACUAGAUCAAGGCCUGGGCGCCGCCUCUAGCGUCCGUCGAGAUCUUGCCUUGCCCGCGCACCUUUUUUUCCCCCACCGAUCGAAUAAAGCCAAUCGGUUUUGAGCGACACUAUAUUUCAGCGGCUCGCGCUAUCGCUUCGGUACGUUUGGUAGCUUACUCGGGUGCUCCCUGCCGUCGCCCAUCGUAAUGGAGGGACCGCAAAGGCCAUGGGUGGGCGGGCCGCCGCAGCGUCAAGGCCAACCACAGCCCAUCGUCGUGUCGUCGUCGCCGUACACCAACUACCCCGAAGUCGCGCCAAACAGCCCCGACAGCGCCGCGCCCCAGGUCGCAUACGACGCGUCGCCCGAGACCUACAAGUCCGACUUGUCCCCCACCUUCGCCGGGCCCGGCGCCUUCGAGGACAAGCACCUGGCGAACCCGGUCCUUAACUGCAGUUCCGACAAGUACCUGGCGGGCCCCGAGUACCGGCCUGCGGGUCUCGAGCCGGCGCCAGAGGAGGCCGACGAGAAGCCGGCGGCGACGAAGAAGAACAGGAAGUUGAUGUGGAUCAUCGUGGCGGUCGCGGUCCUGCUGGUGAUCGGCGCGGCUGUCGGCGGCGGCGUCGGCGGCACCAUGGCAGCGCGCAGCAAGGCGGCGGCGGAGGAGGCCUCGCAGCUGGGCGCAAACUCGCAAUCCAGCACAACGCAGCCGGCCACAAGCCCGACCCUACAGACCGCGACAAGUUCGACCGCGACAAGUUCGACCGCGACGAGCUCGGCCUCUCAGACAAGCACAGCCUCGAGCGCGCAGCCAAGUUCAAGCUCGACCUCGCAGCCGAGCCUGACUUCGUCUUCCAGCAGGCCUCCUCCCGUGGCGAGCGGAAAGCCCGGCGAGGUGUGCGUUGAGGGCACGGGCGAAGGGAACUUCAAGGGGCUGUGCACCUUUAGCUGCCAGUACGGCUACGUGCCCGCCCCUUGCACCUGCCUCAGGUUCGGGGCUCAGGUGUCGCCGCCGCCGGCGACGGGACAGAAGGGUUACCCCAGGCUCGAUGUCCCCGAGCGCUGCUCGUACCUGGGUCUCUGCUCGUUUGCGUGGGACCGCGGCUACACUGACAACCUGGGAGCGUGUAGUCCAGAUCCGGCCGGUGGGGAAGGCUGCACAUAAAGGGUACCGUGGAAGGAGGAGGCGAAAGCAAGCGAGUUAUCCCUUUCUGAACUUGUGCGAAGCCGUUAGGUUUCCUUCCUGUCACCAAAUAUCCCUUGCUCAAUUAUCCGUUAAUAAAUUCACACACUUUGAUAUUUUGUGGUGCUAGUCGGCGUAUG